Molecule: messenger RNA, 4402 nt
Organism: Thamnophis sirtalis
Lineage: Eukaryota; Metazoa; Chordata; Lepidosauria; Squamata; Natricidae
Source: RefSeq, a predicted model, not a curated record
CUGGCAAACCACACUCUGUAAUGGAUAAACAGCUGAUUCUGGUAGCAAAUGCACACAUGCACUGGGACCCAGAAUAUUCUGAUGUGAAGUUGGUUCAGACAAUGAUGUUUCUUUCUGAAGUAAAGAACAUAAUUGACAAAGCCACACGGAAUCUCAGGCCUAGUGCUUCGGGGGAACAUGCAACAAUUCCACUUGUACUGUGUGCAGAUUUGAAUUCCUUGCCAGAUUCUGGUGUGGUUGAAUAUUUGAGUACUGAUGGCGUAGAAACAAAUCAUAAAGAUUUCAAGGAACUGAGAUAUAAUGAAAGUCUCACUAACUUCAGUUAUAAUGGGAAAAACGGAACUACCAAUGGAAGGAUUACUCAUGGUUUCAAGUUGAAGAGUGCCUAUGAGAAUGGUUUAAUGCCUUACACAAAUUACACAUUUGAUUUCAAGGGUAUUAUUGAUUACAUCUUCUAUUCUAAACCUCAGCUGAAUAUUCUUGGCAUCUUAGGACCUUUGGAUCAUCAUUGGCUAAUAGAGAACAAUAUAAGUGGCUGUCCACACCCGCUCAUUCCUUCUGACCACUUCUCACUUUUUGCACAACUGGAGCUGGUGCUGCCUUUCCUGCCGCCGGUAAAUGGAAUCCAUCUGCCUAGCAGGAGGUAGUCAAGUACAUUUUAGAGGACAACCUCUAUGUAAUUUGUAAAAUUGUAAAAUCUGAAUAUAGAGGAGUGAGGUAUGGCCAACAGGGAUCUUUCUUAAUGAUCUUAAUUUUAAAUCUAAUAAUUUGUUAAAGAAAUAGUAAAAGCCAGGUGCUAUCAGACACACAAUUCUGAGCCCAACAUGCUUUAUAUACUGUUAGACAGGGAUUGGUGCAUGGGCACCUUUCUUAGAUUUGUUACCAAUAAUCUGUUUGUUUUAUCCAAUGUAAUAUUUCAUGCCUUGAAAAUAGGGAAUUACUAUAAUAAAUUCUCUUUUGCACAGAUAUCUGUAGCACUACUUUUUGAGGCCAGUAGUUAAAAAUCAAAAGACCAUUCUUCCAUACUUCACUCCCUUCUUUUUCAGACUUGUUUGUUUGUAAAAUAUAGAAUUUGAAUUUAGCCUUUAUUGAUUGUAUAUGAACAACAGAAAACCUGAUUUAUGAGAUUUUGUACUUAAAAAAAAUCAGAUUUGGAAAAUGAUUGUAUUGUAAACUAAGGCUAAAUUUUUAUCUGUUUCAUGUGUUAUAAAGGCCAGCUUGUAAAAGAAGUUGCACCAGAUUUUCUCUGCUAAUGAUUUGCACUGUUAGGGCUUUUAGCCCAUAUGUACUACUUCAUUUUUUUAAAAUUGAGAACACCGCUUUUAAAUCUGAAUUUGGUAAAUUCAUAGUUAACAUGCAUCCGUUUCUUUCUUUCUUUUAACUUAAAGUGGCAACUUUCACUUGUUUUUUGGAGCAGAUAAGCUAAGCAGUGUCUGAUUAGGCUUUUUGUGGAUGGAUAGCACUCAUCAGUAUGAUCACUAGCAUUUUUCCUGUCAGAAGUGGGUUGGGCAGAACAUUGUGUACAGCUCUUUAGUUUCUGUGUUGAGUCACCAAUUUCCUAUCUCCACUGUGCCUGCUUGAUUUUGUUCUCAAUUAGCACUGCCUGUGCAUGCAGAGGGAACCUGGGCAUCCUCUUUUAUUUUUUAAAAAAUAAUGUUAACAUUUUGUGAAAAUUUUAUGAAGAUACUUUUGUAUAAGCUGUGGCAUCUAUUUUGUUUUCCUUUUGUGAAGCGUUGGAAUAUCACUUUUAUGAACAUGCUCAGAUGGUGGGUACACAAAUUCUAAGCUUCUGAUACCCCUGCACUGCUUCUUUCAAUGUUAUUGCAUAAUGCUGUUUCUUUCCUAGCCUCACUUCCCCACUAAAUAUCAUCAUGUGAAUUCCUUUUUCAAUUUAACUGUAUUCCUCAGUCGCCAUUCCUUGAAGAUUAAGUAUGCCGUCUUCUAUUUUAUGAAGCAGUGUAAUUAGAAAUGCUUUUUCAGUACAGGUUCCCUAGACAACAUUUCAGAUCAAUCAUUAAAGUGACCAAGUCCUUUUCUGUAAAGUGUCAACAAAAAUAAAAUUGUGUACCCACAUAGUGCCAUUAGUGUUUGAAAGCCGUGUGUGUGUGUGUGUAUUUGUAUAUACACACACAAACAGACACACACACACAAUCUGUUCUAAAGGGGAAUUUUAUCGAAUCCUUAAUAGGCAUACCUUCAAUAUUACCUUAUAUAAAGAAAGAACUUGGUCAAACUGCUUUUGUUUCAACUGCAGGCAGAGAAAUAAAAGCUCGCUCUUGUAUUGAGAUUCUGAAAAUAAUGACUUUUAAAAAAAUAAAAAUGGAUCUUAAUUGAAUAUUUUAUAAAGAGGAAAUUAUCUGCACUUAGAAGUGCUUAACCAUUUUGUUUUGAAGAGAACAAUAAUAAAUUUGCAAUGAAUUCAUAUUUAAAACAUUUUAAAGUUUCAGUAGAAAAAGGGGAGAUCUUGAAUCCUUGUCUAGGACCUGAUUUUUUUUCUUUUGUUGUUGUUGUGGGGUUUUUUCUUUUUUGUUUGUUUGGGGUUUUUUUUUUUUUAGUUAUUCAAAUACCAAACAUGUCCAGUUUAUAAUCAGUACAUCGGAAUGCUGGUAACAAUUGAUGUAGUAGAUCCAAUGAGUAGUGAUGGUUUUUUUGUUCUUUUGUUCUUUUUUUGGUUCGGGUUAUUUUGUAAAAGUGUGAAUAAAAGGUGUUUUACUCAUCUUUCCUUAACAAUGUGUUGGUAAUGUAUGUCAUGACAAUUUUCUCUGACAGUGGAACCAAUUUAGCUUGUCAUAUUUUGCAACUCUUUGUUUCCUGAUCAUCUGGAUUAUUUAGUAGUAUGUCCAGAAAGCUUUAUAGAAGGGAAGCACUUAUACAUUUUAUAUUUCUUGGAAGGAGUUGAUUUUUUUUUUCCAUUUAAGUUGGAGCUUGAGUGCACUUGGUAAAUCUUAAAGGUUUAAGCUUUACAAAUCCAUUUUCACCUUCACUUGUUCCGUCUUAAAUACAUAUCUGUAUGAAUUUGUGGUAGCAUAUUCAGUGCUUAGAAACCUAUUCAGGUGCUCUUCUAUCCUUGCCUGGGCAUAUUGCAGUCUCCGAGCUGCUCAAAUUAAUUUUCUAUGUUUGGAUAAGAAGAUGAAGAAUAAAAUCUCCUCAGAAACAAUAGAGCCCCUUUGGCAUCAGUGGACCUUUGGUCAAAUCCUGCAGCAAUGAAUUGAAGCUCACAUUGAGGAAAUAUUCUGCAACUUUACUGAAUUACAUUAAUUGCACCAAGUGUAAUACUAUUUUUAAAUAAUUUUCUGCAUCAAACAAAUUCAGAUAUUUAAUAAAUAAAAUGCAAUAAACAAUGUCUUCACAAAAUGCUAAUUUCCAGUAACUUUAACAAUUUAUUUACUUAAGGUGGCUUUGGAUGUUGCCAUAAUAUAUGUUCAGUAUUUCUUAUUAAUGUAACCACAUAUAUUAAAUCAAAAGUAUAGAACAUUGCUGGGCAUGAAAUGUCCUGUCCCUGUCUCCUAAUUUAAGAAAAGAACUACAUAUGUCUGUUUGGUUAUGAAAUGGGCAUACAUUCAAUUGUUAACAGAACUUAAAUGGAAAAUAUAAACGUUAGGGAUUUUGAAAUGUUAAGAUCACCGAGAAAAAUAUAAGAGGAUAUGUGUGUAAUUAUUUUGUCCCUGUUUAUUUGUGGGUUUAAAACAUACAAAGUCUCCAUUGUAAAACUAACCAUUCAAAAUGCAGACUUGCACCCACUUAUGUAAAUCUCUGAUAAAAUUAUAUGAAUUUUGCUGUGGCUUAAACAUAGAAUAGUAGGUUCAGAUGUCAAGUUCUCACUUCAUCCAUAGGACAAAGAACUCAAAGACAAAAUAAUUGCACUACCAUUUUUCAACAGAGUUAAUCACUGCAAAUUUCCAAGUCAAAUUUACUGCUUAAGUAGUGAGUCUGUUUUAUUUUCCCCAUCCAGCCUGACACAGUAUUUUCAUAUAUGUUAACUCCUGAUAUACUUUUCAGUUGUGUAAGCUUCUUUAAAAUGUAGGUAAUCUUGGUAUGUUUUAAGUAGUGUCUAAAUUUUAGGUAGUCUCUAUUCACAGUACUUCUGUAUAACGUGUAAUGCACUGGACUAACUCUUGUUUACCAUAUGUGUAACAAAAAAAAAAAACCAGCACAUCAUCUGCACUAAGCUCAAAGAAUGUUGCAUUUGUCCAUAGGCAGCUCUUCAAUAUGAUAAAUGGGAAAUUGAAUAUGGUCUGAUGGUAAACAAGGGCUUUUACUGUUCUCUUCAGUGGAACUUUCUUCUUGGUCAAAUUUUAACUAGCUAGUAUUAUAUUUAUAUACAGGGUUGUCUUUUUUUUCUUUACCAAUGUAUUUUCCUACUCAUAGCUGACCAAUAAAUUCAAUAUCUGUUUCAAAUCUC